CACUGCACUGAAGAAGAAUAGGGAAAUUCGAUUCCCUCACAUCGAUCCAUAUUCUCUGCUUUACACUCCUUUUUCUUUUUCUUCUUUUCUGUUGUUUUCUGUGCUCCGUCGCAUUUCAUUGGCUCUUCUCCGGGGCGAAUUAAUGUCCGGUAUUGCUCGCAGUACGUUUUUUAUGCGAUUCUCCGAUUUCUGUGCUUUGGAUUUUCGCUCCUUGAAUCUCCUUCAAGGGGAGGGUUUAAUCUCCGGGGGAUUUGAUUGUUUGGGAUUCUGAAAAGGGGGCUCUUCAGUUAGGGUUCCGAUGAUGGAGGUGCCGGCGGCUGCGGUGGUGGUGCUUCUCAUCUGAGCCCUGCUUCAAUUUCUUUCCUUUUUUGAGGACUUCAUACAUAUUUCAAUUAAAUUGUGUGGGAAUUUGUCCGUGGGAUUAUUUAUCUCUGAAUAUGAGGAUUUCCGUUGAAUGACUGGGUUUUUUUUGUUCGAGAGUUUUUUUUUUCAAAAUUUUAUUUUAAGGGAGUUAUUUAUUGUUCAAGAGGUUGUCAUUGUUGUUGUUAUGUUUCCAUUAAUAUGACUUUCUGCUAGGAGGAAUUGAUUCUCAUUGUUUUGGGUGAUUGGGAGAAAUGGAAGAAGAAAAGGAAACUAACAAUGCGGAUUAUCGAUGUAAUGUGAGGGAGACUCACUGCUGUGGAAUGGAAGUGGAAACAGGAAGUAUUAAUGGCCGAGAUGUUGUUUCGGCCUCCAAGACGGGUGUUUCAGGAGGAUCUUUUUGUAUAUGUGGGGUUAAGAAAUGUGAUUCGGGGCUAGCUGAUUGGGGCUUUGAACAGGAGAAUAGGAACAAGAACUAUGGGGCAGAGAGGAAGCUUAGUAAACAAGACAGGAUUGAGAUAGGGAGGUUGUUUCAGGAUGCCGUGACUUCCCACAACUGGGAGCGUGCGGAGAGAUUGGCUGUUUUGGCGGACCCACAUACGCUGAACGGUGCCUUGUGCAUUGCCCUGGAUUCAGUUUGGUUUUUGAGCACACAGCAGGAGUUGAAUGGCAUUACUGUGUUGAUUAAGAAGAUCAUUUCUAACGGUGCAUAUGAUUUUACUCGGGCAGUCCUCAGGACUUCGUUCCUUGCUUCCUGCGUUUGUGCUUGCCAAAGCCGGACAAUGAGCCUUUCGGAUACUGUCACUCUUAUGGCCCAAAGAUUGCAAGAGCGAUUGCAAGAAUGCAACGGAGAUGAAAUAUUGAAGGCAGAGGCUGGUGCAAAGGUUCGGAAGUUCACGGAAUGGGCUCUCAAAUGCAUAGGUUUCCACUCACAUUGCCAAGGAAAGGGUGAUAGUGUAGCUCAUAUCUCUGCUAGCGAGAUAGAACUGCGGCUAUCAGCUUUCAAGACCUUUUUAGACCUGGUCGGGAACAACCUCACAGGAAAAGACUUCACUGAAGCUUUUGAUGCGGCAUGUUUUCCCCUUACCCUUUUCUCUAGUUCGUUCGAGCCGGGCUGGGCUUCUGGCCCAUCUGCAAAUGGGAUCCAGGGACUGUUGGGGAUGCUAGUGGAAGGGGGUGCUGACAAUGUUAACCAGUGUUUUCUUGAAGCUUCACGUUUUGGUAGCACAGAGCUUGUACGCAUUUUGUUGCAGAUUGCUCAAAGGAACAGCCUAGACGUUGACGUUGAUCUGGCAUUGGGAUUCGCUUCACAUUACUGUAAAAUAGGAACAAUGGAAUGCUUGGUGGAAGAAGGGCACGCCGCGGCUUUCUUAGGCCCAUUAAUGAGAGCCGCAGAGAGGGGAUGCAUGCAGGUGGUUGAGUGGUUCCUCAGCCGCGGCUGCAGAGACAUUGAGCUCUGCCUUGCCCUCGCAGCCGCCACGUCCGCCAGUCAAAUCGCUAUCGCCGCUUACAUCCUCCCGCACGUCCCCCGACCUUUCCUCGCCGCCCUCAGCGUCGAGAUCCUCAAGGCUGCCGGUGAACGGAGUGGCGGGUCUUUUGACGGGGUAGCCUUCCUCCUCGGUUCAGACUUCCUGGGUGACCCCACUGCCACGUAUGACGUUGCUGACAUCAUAGCGAGGUCGGGUGAUGACGUGGCUCCGGAGCUCAAGUCGUUCCUCCGGGACCACUGGUCUGAGGCCGCCAAGCUGGAGGGGAGGAGGCGAGGGGAAGAGCAUUACCUGAACUUGGUUAGGGUCAUGAGAGCUGGGGAGACCCCAAUGUGUCUCAUGGACCUUCCUGCCCCUCUUAGGGUGGCGAUAGCGUACCUGCCACUGUAUAGAGAAUGCGUCAAGACCGGCGGCCGCCUGUUGCCGCAAAGGCUCAGGGGGGAGCUCGCGGAGGCGGUGAAGCGGCUCGGCGGGGCCCAACUCGGAGGCGACGAUGCAAUGCAAGGGAGUGAGUUGUUGGCCAUUUUAGAGCAUCAUCUUCCUACUUUUUUUGUCCAUGCAUCAUGAGAUCUUUUGCAAUAGGGUUGUAUUACUUGUUAUUAUUAUCAUAUGCAUGGUGAGGGUAGAGAGGUUAUAUGAGAUAUUGUAAUCUUCAUCCAAGUUGGAGUAAUAAUGCUCUGUAUUGUAGAAUAUAGUUGGGAUCAAAAUAUAUACUCGUAUAUAAUUACAUGUAUAGAAGCCAUGUUUUCUUAGGAGUUGUGAUUAUUAUAUGCAGUCAUGCUCUACUCUCACAUCAUGUAUUAUUGUAUCACUGGUGUUACACAGUCAAGGAGGUGGUAACCUCGGUGUCAUUCAUGGUGUAAAAGUCUCAUUUUUUUUGAAUGGAAUGGAAUGAUAUGCAUCUAAAAUGAAGUUUUAGUGUUCAU
Molecule: messenger RNA, 2773 nt
Organism: Cuscuta campestris
Lineage: Eukaryota; Viridiplantae; Streptophyta; Magnoliopsida; Solanales; Convolvulaceae
Source: the annotation of a GenBank genome assembly